UUUGAUGGUGGAAACCCCGGCUACAAGAACCUCCAAUCUAUUGUACAAAAAUGGGGUGUUCCAUGCCGUUUUAGAAGUCAUGAUAAAGGGUGGAUAAUCUUUAAAUUCCAAAAUGAGCAAGAUAGGGCUAAAGUUCUUUUGGAGGGGCCAUAUACUAUGUUUGGAAAAACUUUUCAUUUAAAGUUGCUCUCGGAUGACUUUACUAUGAAUGAUGAGGAGUUUCUCAAAGUUCCUAUUUGGGUGCACUUCCCCCAUCUUCCUAUGAGGAUUUGGGAAGAGGAUAUUAUAAGUGAGGUGGCUUCUAAAGUGGGUAUCCCCAUCACUACGGAUAGAGUAACACUUGAAAAAGCUAGAUCAAAUUUUGCAAGAGUCUUAAUUGAAGUUGAUGCCUCCAAACCGCCACCCCUUGAAUUCAAGAUCAAACUACCAAAUGGCAAACUACACACUCAAUAUGUGAGGUAUGAAACUUUUCCAAACUAUUGCUUCCAUUGCAAAAAGUUUGGACACCAUGCUUUUACUUGCUCCAUUAUUGCCUCAAUUGAAAAGAAAGCUAAAGAAGAUGUUAUAAAAAAAAGAUUGGGCAUUAAUAUAGAAGAAGGGGCUGCCGAGGGUGCAACUUGUGGUGCCAAAACAGUAGCCGAAAGUAGCAAUGUGGAUGCUAAAACAGUGACCAACAAUGAGGAAAACGAGGCUGAGGGGGCUGCCAAAACAGUGAGCAACAAAGAGGAAAACGAGGCCGAGGGGGCUGCCAAAACAGUGAGCAACAAGGAGGCAAUUGAGGAAGAUAAUGACCUUUUUAUCACUAAAAGAGACCAUCCUUUUUUCAAGAGAUUUCGGUUCUUUAAAUGGGGGAAGAAGAAGCCUAUAAGGGGUGAGGGUGGCACAUCCGAUUUCAAAGAUGGUGAGGAUGUACUUGUCCGAAAAGUACAAAAGUUCCAUGACACCUAUCAAGAUGAGGUGAUAGUUGAAAUGCAUACCGAUGAUGUUCUCAUGCCUACUAUCAAUGUAACACAUAAAAAACAUGUAGAUAAGGAUGCUAUAAUACUAAAGAUGGAUCAUCAUCUUAAAAUUGUGAAUGAAGACCAACCCGGAAUGCUAUUUAGUAAGGAAACUUUGGAGGGGCUGCCCGGUAUCACAAGUACCAACAAUGGGUACACUUUCGGCCCUACAUUUAUGAGGGGUGUUCUUAGGCACUAUCUUUGUAGAUAUUAUGAAGAUGGGUGUCCAAGGGGGAAAGCAUCUCUUGUGAAGCGUCCAAGCAUGGUGGAUUACAACAAAGUGCGUGUGGUGAAAGACAUAAGAGAUGCAUACCGAGAUGAUGUUAUUGUCAAACUUGAACUUGGUGAAGACAACCUACCUUUGAUCCAUCUCCUACACUUUGAUGAAGUAAAGGAUCAAAUGGUGAGGCUUGAUAACUACUUGAGAGUCACCCAAGAUGUGCUUACCGAGGGGCUCACUUUCACGCUCAAAUGCAUGGAGGCUAUUCCGGGUGUUUUUCCUACGGAGUAUGGGUAUGAUUUUAACUCUUGGUUCAUUGAAUAUCCAUAUACUUUAUUAUAUCUUACUAGGUACAAAGCAAGAGCAAAGCCGAGCCCUAUUGUUGAAAACAAUGGGAGUAGGCCGAGACAUCAAGGGAAGAGAGGAGGAUGGAGGAACAACAACAAAAGGAUUUGAUGAUUGUGUCCGCUUGGAAUAUAAGAGGCCUUAAUAAGGUCUCCAAACAAAACUCUAUCCUUAAGUUUAUUCGCACUAAUAAUAUUCAUUUGUGUUGUCUUCUUGAAACCAAAAUGACCACUACUAAUUUUGUUAACUUUAGUUCAAAUAGAUUACCUUCUUGGCUAUCUAUUACUAAUUUUGACAAAAUUGAUGGUGGCCGUAUUGGCAUCAUUUGGGACCCACAUUUUGUUCAUAUUAAUGUACUUGAAAUUGACAAACAACAUGUGCAUCUUAGCGCCACAUGUAAGAUUACUCAAAUUGAGUAUCUUGUUACUUUUGUGUAUGCUCUCUACACGGCGCUUGAGAGAAAGGCCCUUUGGGACCAUCUAGCAAACUUGGAGCCUAACAUUAAUAGCCCUUGGCUAGUAAUGGGAGACUUUAAUUGUGUUGGAUGCCCGAAUGAGAGGGUGGGUCCUACCCCUCCCUCGGCCUAUGUUAUGCAACAUUUAAAUGAUUUUAAAUUGCAAACUAAUCUUGUUGAUUGCCCAUCCACGGGCCAAUUCCUUACUUGGAAUAGAGGUUCCCUUUGGGCUAAACUAGAUCGAGUUCUUAUUAAUUCUUUUUGGUCUACUUUGGAUAUUGAGUGCAAAACACAUUUUCAUGAUUUCGAACUUGAAUCCGACCAUGUAGCUUCCAUGGUUUCCAUUGGGAAAACUAAUGGGGCUGCCUCUCGGCCUUUUAAAUUUUUUAAUAUGUGGCUAAACCAUGAGAAUUUCAAUGCCAUCCUCACUACCCAUUGGGUUAAAGAGGUUUAUGGAAGCUCUCAAUUUAUUUUAGCCAAGAAACUGAAGGACCUUAAAAGACCACUUAGAGAGCUCAAUAAACUCCAUUUUGGUCACAUUUCUGAAAGAGUUAAGGACUCCAAAAAAGAGUAUAAAAGGCUCCUUGGGCUUUCUAUACUCUCUCCGUUGGAUGAAACUAUAAAAGAAGAACUCUCCUUGAUAAAGAAAAAACUUCUUAACCUUAAAGUGGCUGAAGAAGACUUUUUUAGGCAAAAGGCCAAGGCUAACCAUCUUGUCCAAAGUGAUAAAUGCACCAAAUACUUCCAUGCUAUUGUGAAAAAGAAUGUGGCUAGAAACUCCAUUACGGCUCUCAAACUCCAAAAUGGAAUGACUACCACCUCUAUUGACCAAGUGGCUACGGAACUGGUGAAGUUUUACACUGACUUAUUUGGUACUCACUAUCCUACCUCCGGACUGGACCCCAAUAUAGUUGCCUCGGGUAGAUGUCUCCCUUCUGCUGCCUCAGCCAGCCUUAUUGGUCCUGUCACAGAUGUGGAAAUCAAAGAGGCUUUGUUUGACAUUGGUGACAACAAAUCACCUGGUCCUGAUGGAUACACAUCGGCAUUUUUUAAAAAGAAUUGGACCAGGGUUGGUUAUGAUUUCACCAAGGCUGUUAAGGCCUUCUUUUUGUCGGGUAGGUUAUUAAAGCAAACUAACCACACGGUUAUUGCUUUAAUUCCUAAGACAACCCAUUCUCCUACGCCGGCUGACUUUAGACCAAUCGCUUGUACAAAUGUGGUAUACAAAGUCAUCACUAAGAUCAUUUCUAAAAGAAUGAUCCCGUGCCUUCCGGACCUUAUUGACCAAGCCCAGGGGGCCUUUGUUGAUGGGAGACUCAUGAUUGAUAAUGUGUUUGUUGCCCAAGAACUGAUUAAAGGAUAUGCUAGGAAACGUAUGUCUCCAAGAUGUAUGAUCAAGGUUGACCUCCGGAAAGCCUAUGAUACUAUAUCUUGGGACUUCCUUACUAGUAUGUUGACCCACUUGGGAUUCCCGGGCAGAUUCAUACACUGGAUUAUGGAGUGUGUCACCACCGCUUCAUACUCCAUAUCAAUCAAUGGUGUUCUCCAUGGCCAUUUUGAGGGUAAAAGAGGGCUUCGGCAAGGGGACCCUAUGUCCCCCCUCUUAUUUGUCCUUUGCUUGGAGUACUUGUCUAGACUAUUGAAUUAUAGGACCAACAACCCUAUGUUCAAUCACCAUCCUCUGUGUAGGUCACUCAAUAUUUCACAUGUGGCAUAUGCUGAUGAUUUGAUGCUUUUUUCUAGAGGUGAUAUCACAUCUAUACAGAUUCUUACACAGGCUUUGGAAGAUUUUGGUAACAUAUCUGGCCUUAGGGUCAACUAUGAUAAAUCAAAUAUCUUCCUUGGUGGUAAUGCAUAUUAUGAGCUUGAUACUAUACUUGAACUGGUGGACUUUAAAAUUGGUGCAUUCCCGGUCACUUAUCUUGGGGUCCCUCUGGCGCCCCUAAAGCUAUCUGUGGCCCAAUACGCACCCCUUUUAGAGUCCAUCACCACUUUUAUUAAUGCUUGGAGUCUUAAAUCUUUAUCUUAUGCAGGCAGAGUUGAGCUAGUCAAAUCAGUUAUACAGGGGGUACACUCUUUUUGGCUACAAAUGUUUCCCAUCCCCAAUGUUAUUCUUGACAGGAUUACAUCCAUUUGCCGCAUUUUUCUUUGGGGAAGCAAAUUCGCUAGGGUCGCCUGGGCGGAUAUUUGCCUCCCGAAAGAAGAAGGUGGACUUGGUAUACAUGAUACGAAGGUUUGGAACAAGGCUCUACUUUCAAAAACUUUUUGGGAUAUACACACUAAAAAGGAUACUCUUUGGGUCAAGUGGGUGCAUGGGGUUUAUCUAAAGGGAAGGAGUGUGUGGGAGUUUGUCCCACACGAAAGAGAUUCACAAUUAUUCAAAAAGAUAGCAUUAAUCCGUGAUGAAAUACUUUCCAAAUUCCCGGACAUUCCGAGUGCUAUACUUGGCCUAAAUGCUCUUCAAUCCAAUGGCAAGCUUGUAUCCUCCAAGGUUUAUGAUUUACUUAGGACUAGGGCUGCCACCCGUGUGUGGAUGCCAUUUAUUUGGAAAGAUUACAUUCCUCCCAAGUUUUCCUUUAUUACUUGGCUGGCAUUCCGUAAUAGAUUAGCCACGUGUGAUAAUCUUCAUAGAUUGGAUGUGGAUAAUACGUGUGUAUUGUGCAAGGGUGGACCGGAAACGGUUCCACACCUCUACUUUGAAUGCUCUUUUUCAGGAAAAGUUUGGGCUAUGAUGAAAGCAUGGAUUGGCAUUCCACGAGUGAUGGGGACCCUAGCUAGUGCGGUCAAAUGGAUCAAGAAGGAGAGGAGUGGAGCUAGUGUACGAGCCAAGGCUGCCAGGAUUGCUUUCUCGUGCACCAUAUACUCGCUUUGGAGAGUCAGGAAUGCAGCUCGCUUUGAUGAUUUUUUGCCAAAGGAGGAGCAAGUUUUUGCCAGGAUACAAUAUGUUGUCUAUAAAAUUCUGUAUUGCAUCUAUCCUUAUGAUUUGGUAGUACUUUGAUAACUUUUUGCCAAUCACCUAUUUGUGUUUGUGAUUGGCCGUGAGGUAGUAUAGGAGGGGGCUGUCAUGGCACCCUUAUUUUGGCAGGUGAUGGGUUAUCCAACCUUUGGUUAGCCUACAUUUUUGCUCAUAUAUUCUCUCUGUACAGAUGAACUAUUGACGGUUUUUUUCUAAUAUACUUACAUGUUAUCGUCGA
Molecule: messenger RNA, 5211 nt
Organism: Cuscuta epithymum
Lineage: Eukaryota; Viridiplantae; Streptophyta; Magnoliopsida; Solanales; Convolvulaceae
Source: the annotation of a GenBank genome assembly